UAGCUGACAACGUCCUGCACGCAGAGCAAGUGUCAUGAAACAAGUUUUGGAUGUUCUCCAGGACUCGACGAUUGCGUCGAAGGGCGGCAAGGACCAUCGCUCUCGUUUCUGGGGGGUGUACAAGAGAGUCGCAGAGGAACACGACGGCGAGUUCCUUGAGCGAUACACUAGUGAUAUGGACAUUGUCUUGGUCUUCUCUGGUCUUUUCUCCGCCGUCAGCACAUCUUUUAUCGUAGCGAUGGAGUCUAAUCUCAGUCCCGACCCCAACGACACCACGCAUGCUCUUCUCGCGCAGCUUGUACAGAUUGGGCUCGGCAACCUUGCUGAAGCGGGCUCUGUGCCCGCAUCUACGUGGUCGCCGUCGACAACGACUAUUUGGAUCCAAAUGAUCGCAUACGCAAGCUUGUCCAUGAGCUUGCUUGCUGCUUUCGGGGCCGUACUAGGCAAACAGUGGCUUGGGUACUACAAGUCGAACAGAUAUGGCCGCGGCUCGCAAGAGGAACGAGGAAAGCGCAGGCAAGAGACGUUCGACGGCGUCAUCACAUGGUAUUUUGACGCUGUCGUGCAAUCCUUUCCGGUCUUACUUCAGAUCUCCCUUCUUCUUUUUGGGAUUGCGCUUGGCGCCAAUAUGUGGACCGAGCAACCGAGCAUCGCCUGGGUCAUCAUUGCUACAACGGUCUUCGGAUUUCUGUUCUAUUCCCUGACCGUGAUGGCAUGUUUAAUAUCUCCCGCCUGUCCAUUUCAAACGCCAAUAUCGACGAUAUUGCGCAUGUUGCGCAUCGACAGAGUUUUACUCUUAAUAUUCACACCAGCCUCCAGGUGUUUCCAGCAGCUCACGACGUCGGCGCACGGUGAGCUACGUUUCUUUCGUGUCC
This is a messenger RNA of Suillus clintonianus, 875 nucleotides long. RefSeq lists its product as uncharacterized. Lineage: Eukaryota; Fungi; Basidiomycota; Agaricomycetes; Boletales; Suillaceae. The transcript has 3 exons. The annotation marks the transcript as partial. The record is from RefSeq and is a predicted model, not a curated record.